CCCCCAUGCGAAUCCACCGUAACCCCGGAAUCCCAAUCAAAAGGCGUCCCCUCUGAGUGAGUAGCACCACUCGACGCUGCUUUCUAAAUCUAGACGACAUCCCAAACCUCCCGCUUAAUGGCUACCAGAAAGGCGGCGCAUUUUCCAUCAAAUACCUACGUUUCCUAUACAUUUUUUCAUCAUUUCAAAAUUGGUAUUCGGAUCGCAUCAAUCUGCUGCACUCGAUGAACGGGUUUUAAACCCUUUUUCGGGCUGUGCUGUGCUCAUAGCUCGAUCGCGACAUCCCGCGCAUAAUCCGCCCAACAUCGCGCUUUGUCGUAUCACCAACUAUCAACAUUUCCGAAUUGAGCCGUUAAGAAUCGAUAAUCAUCGCGCUACCCGCACAACGCAACAACGCAACAACGCAACAACGCAACAACGCACGACGCCUAAUUCAACCCCAUUCAACCCCCCCGACAUCCCCGACAUCCCCGAUCUCUCCGACCCUCCAACAUGCCCGAUAUAGAUCCCGCGGCUCUGAGCCGCCCAUCUGUUAGCCUUUCCACCCCGACUCUUAAAUCAAUAACAGUUUCCGCGCCUUCUACGCAGAAAGUGACCAAAACUAGCCAAAUUAUCCCCGCCCGAAUCGAUCUCGAACCUCUAUAUACUGCUCUUAAGUCGGCAAUUGGGAAUGAACAAUGGAACACGUACAAAGAAUCAACCACCCAGUUUAUACUAGGACGCUUGAAUCAGACAGAGUAUUCCGAACGUAUCGAUCAUAUACUAUCCAAUGGCGACAAAACUCAUCUCCACAACCAGCUUCUUGCUGCUAUAUACGGAAACCUCACGAGGGAAAUGCCAGACCAAGGAGUUGCGCCCUGGGUUUCUGCGAAUGACAAACCCACCACCAAUGUCGGCGCCAAGCCUGUGACCGGAGAUGCCGCCGAACGAAGACUAAAAGGAGAAGUCAUGCAACUUCCGAGUCGCGAUCGAAGACGUAUAAAAGAACUUACUCAGAAUGAAUUUGACCCCUUUGAAUCUUUAGCAGCUGUGUUUUCGGAACACCACCGAAGCAGAAUAGCCCGCGUACCGGACAUACCUCAAAGUGCCAAUGCCAACGACUUGAACAAAAUGAACUGGGAUCUCGAGAUUCGCAAACGAUUUGCACAACCCUUAGCAGUAGAGUCGGGCGAAUUUCCGGACAUAACAAGCAUCGAAUCGAGGAUGCUUCCUAUCUGCUACGAAGCAGGACUUGUUAACGGCCAUUCUUCAGAUGCUACACAAUUCAUGACCGUUGCCGCCGAGACCUUCAUCAAGGAAUUUCUUUCGACAGUAUUCACCAGGACGAGGAGCAAUGGGCCUGGCGAUUCUGGGAGUGCUGGAUUCGGUUCUGGGGCCAACUGGAUUCAAACCCACAAGUAUCGCCGCCAACUAAGACGAGAAGAAGUAGCCUUUUCUAGAGGAGAGUUGUCUAGGGAUAAGAGCGGACUCCUACCCGUCGAAGCAAAAGCUGCUAGCGAACGAUCUCCGCUAAGCAUGGCCGAUUUACGACUCGCUCUAGAAAUAGGUGAUUGUGGCAUCAGUUCGUUCCCUAUCAUCAGGAAGUCAGUCAUAUACAACUAUAGGGAUGGCGAACUCGAAAAUUACAACAACUAUACCUGGCUCCACGGCCAAAAGCCCAGAGAAUUUGAGGAUUCAGCCGUUAAUGGUGCCGGUCAGCAUGGCCCCAUGAAUGGCGGUGCCUACCCAGAACCAAUGGACAUAGACGAAGAGCCGAUAGCAUGGGAGGGUGCAAAUAACGAGGAUACGUCGAUGCUAGACAAUGUUUUGGACUCAUGCCUCGCAGUCCCUUAGGAAGGGGAGGAGGCCGCCGAAACAUCGUUGGCGGAAAACAUCUAGGAUGCCGUUGGUCCCUUGUGUUUUCUGCGUGCAUCAUAGGAAACACCUCAUAAUGGUCGGUCAUAUAUACAGCGGCAAAAACAGCAUGCCUGCUCUCUUGGAGUUGGCACAUUUACGUCACUUGAAAUCAUUUAACCCCUUAGGGCAAGGGGUUUUGCAUCAGCAUAGGGGUUAGGGGCGUUGAUUUUGUAUUGCAUUUUGUUGGGCGUGUAUGAACAUUGAAAACGAGGGUGAGAAGCGUGGUCGGCUUUGGCGUUACUCUCUGGUGGAUAUGUACUCUAUUGCAGCGAUACCCCCUACGCCACGGCAGGAAUACUGUCCGAAUUCUUGUAAGAUCAUUUCGCACGAUGGAUAGAGUCGAGAAGGUCUAAUUGGAGGCAAUAAUGUGGCCUGUAAUAGUAUAUAGGUUAGGUAGGUACGAUUGGCCCAAGACUCGGGAAGCCGAAAAAGAUAAAUUCAACAAUCCGAAUAUGUGAAAAUAGUGUAUUAAUGUUAUAAUUGAAGCC
Messenger RNA from Daldinia loculata, 2384 nucleotides. RefSeq names its product transcriptional regulator of RNA polII, SAGA, subunit-domain-containing protein. Gene Ontology annotation, biological process: regulation of transcription by RNA polymerase II. Gene Ontology annotation, molecular function: transcription coactivator activity. Lineage: Eukaryota; Fungi; Ascomycota; Sordariomycetes; Xylariales; Hypoxylaceae. The transcript is spliced from 4 exons. Gene Ontology annotation, cellular component: SAGA complex. The record is from RefSeq and is a predicted model, not a curated record. The coding region runs from base 493 to 1833 and encodes 446 amino acids.